This is a messenger RNA of Lichtheimia ornata, 813 nucleotides long. RefSeq lists its product as uncharacterized. Gene Ontology annotation, molecular function: mRNA binding. Lineage: Eukaryota; Fungi; Mucoromycota; Mucoromycetes; Mucorales; Lichtheimiaceae. Gene Ontology annotation, biological process: mRNA export from nucleus. The record is from RefSeq and is a predicted model, not a curated record. The transcript is spliced from 6 exons. Bases 1 to 813 code for a protein of 270 amino acids. Gene Ontology annotation, cellular component: nucleus.
AUGGCUUCUACUUUGGAUAAAGCACUUGACGACGUCAUCAAGGAGAAACGAUCGAGUCGACGAUCAAACGAUUCGCGUUCUAAGCGAUCCUCGGGUCCUUCGACUUCUCGUGGAGCAGGUGGAGCAGGUGGAGCUGGUGGUAUUCGUAAACGCAACAUUGGAUCAUCCAGCCGAUUGGGAGCCACCUUUGUACGCACUGUUCAAUUGCGUGGCAAUGGACCAUCAGGUGGUGGUAGACGUAACGUAAACCAGCAGUGGACACACGACUUGUUUGACGAGGAUCGUCAUAGUGGUCGUUCAGUUGUCUCACGACUAGGUCCUCGUGGUGGUGGUAAUCGUCCAGGCCAAGGAGGUUCAGAGCUAUUGGUUGAAAACCUUCAUUACAAUGUAGUCGAAAAGGAUUUGCAGGAUUUGUUUGGUAUGGUUGGACAAGUAGAAAGAGCUCGUAUCACCUUUGAUCGCUCUGGCCGUUCUACUGGUACUGCUCAUGUAAGGUUUGCUCGCCAAUCUGAUGCUGAAAAGGCCCUUGACAAGUACAACAAUGUUGAAUUGGAUGGUCAAGUGAUGCGUAUCCAAAUGGCACCUUCUCGUCGUGGUGGUGAUCGCUCAAAUGGUGGAGGAGGAUCAACCAGAAGCAACGUUGGCCGAGGCGGUAGCGGACGACGUGGUGGCGGCGGCGGCGGCGGACGUGGUCGUCAAGGAGGUGAUGGUGGCUCACGAAAGAUUAGAAACGAAGCAGAUUUGGAUGAGGAAAUGGAGGCAUAUAUGAAAUCAAAUGAGGAUGGUGACGCGGAUAAAAUGGCUCUGGAUUGA